AUGUCCUUGACACGUCUUAUUCCACGUGGCAUCCCGUACGGUCAACGUCUCAAGAUUGACGCCACUGGGUCCCACACCUGUGCCAUUUCAUCAACAGAGGUUUUGUUGGUUUCACGGCACCGAUUUUCAGGUUUUAACAUGGUGAGGAAGAGGCGUACUGAACUUCCUGGUGGAGGUGAAAGCUCGGAGUCUCAGGAAACUGGAGGAGGACGUGGUGCUGCCCAACAUCCACCGGCACAACAGCUACCACAACAAGGUGGAUAUCAAGGUGGAGGAAGAGGAUGGGGACCCCAGCGUGGAGGGCGUGGUGGGGGUGGCAGAAUCCCUCCACAGCCAUAUCAUGGCGGGUCUCCUGAAUAUCAGCAGCAGGGUCGGGGCAGUCAGCAAUAUCAGCGAGGAGGACCGCCACCUCAGCGCCGUGGUGGCAUUGCAGUUGGCCGUGGAUAUGUGGCAGCUGCAGGUGGGCCGUCUAGGCCACCAGCUCCCGAGCUGCACCAAGCUAUGCAGGCUCCAUAUCAAGCCACAGUGACCCCCCCGCCAGUGCCAUAUGGCAGUCCUGCAGGCACUUAUGUGGAGGCUGGCUCUUCAUCUCAGUCACCUGAGCCAACACCUUCAGAAGUGACGGAGCAGAUCGAGCAACUGGGAAUCCAGUCAGAAACUCCAAGCCAAGCAAUGCAACCUGCAUCUAGCAAGUCAAUGAGAUUUCCUCUUCGGCCUGGAAAGGGUAGCUCUGGCACCAGGUGUGUUGUGAAGGCUAACCACUUUUUUGCUGAGCUGCCUGAUAAGGAUUUGCAUCAGUAUGAUGUAUCUAUUACACCUGAAGUCACAUCCCGUGGUGUCAACCGUGCUGUGAUGGCGCAGUUAGUGAAGCUAUAUAGGGAGUCUCAUCUUGGAAAGAGACUUCCAGCCUAUGAUGGAAGAAAGAGUCUUUACACUGCCGGGCCUCUUCCUUUUGUCUCAAAGGAAUUUAAAAUCGUGCUUAUUGAUGAAGAAGAUGGUCCUGGCGGUACAAGAAAGGAGAGAGAUUUCAGGGUUGUAAUCAAGUUGGCUGCACGUGCUGAUUUGCAUCAUUUAGGGAUGUUUUUACAAGGCAGGCAAGCUGAUGCGCCCCAAGAGGCUCUUCAGGUUUUGGACAUUGUUCUGCGGGAGUUGCCAACCAGCAGGUAUUGUCCUGUUGGUCGCUCAUUUUAUUCACCUAAUUUAGGGAGAAGGCAGCCUCUUGGUGAAGGCUUGGAAAGUUGGCGUGGUUUUUACCAAAGUAUUCGCCCCACUCAGAUGGGAUUGUCACUGAAUAUUGAUAUGUCAUCGACUGCUUUCAUCGAGCCACUCCCCGUGAUUGACUUUGUCACACAGCUUCUGAAUAGGGAUGUUUCAGCCAGACCAUUGUCUGACGCUGAUCGUGUGAAGAUCAAGAAAGCACUUAGAGGAGUAAAGGUGGAGGUUACUCAUCGAGGAAACAUGCGCAGGAAAUACCGCAUCUCUGGUUUGACAUCGCAAGCUACGGGAGAAUUAACAUUUCCUGUUGAUGAAAGGGGCACAAUGAAAUAUGUGGUUGAAUACUUUCAAGAGACCUAUGGGUUUAUCAUUCAACAUACUCAAUGGCCUUGUCUGCAGGUUGGAAAUCAGCAGAGGCCAAAUUAUUUGCCAAUGGAGGUCUGCAAGAUCGUAGAAGGCCAGAGGUACUCCAAGAGAUUGAAUGAGAGGCAGAUUACUGCACUGCUCAAGGUCACGUGUCAGCGUCCCUAUGAAAGGGAGCGUGAUAUUCUUCAGACUGUACAUCACAAUGCGUAUGCUGAGGACCCUUUUGCCAAGGAAUUUGGAAUUAAAAUAAGUGAGAAGCUGGCUCAAGUUGAAGCUCGCAUUUUGCCUGCUCCUUGGCUCAAAUAUCAUGAUUCGGGUCGGGAGAAGGAUUGUCUGCCCCAAGUUGGACAGUGGAAUAUGAUGAACAAGAGGAUGGUUAAUGGUGGCACAAUCAACAGCUGGAUGUGCAUCAACUUUGCCCGCAAUGUGCAAGACAGCAUGGCACGCAGUUUUUGCCAUGAGCUUGCUCAAAUGUGUAUUACAUCUGGCAUGGCUGUCAAUCCGGAGCCUCUCUUGCCAGUUGUGAGUGGCCGCCCUGAUCAGGUGGAAAGAGUCUUAAAAUCUAGGUUUCAUGAUGUCGUGACAAAACUGCAGCCCCAUGGAAAAGACCUUGACUUGUUAAUUGUUAUUUUACCUGAUAAUAAUGGCUCUCUCUAUGGUGAUCUAAAACGGAUAUGUGAGACAGAUCUUGGCAUUGUCUCCCAGUGCUGUUUGCAGAAGCAUGUUUACAAGAUGAACAAACAGUAUCUCGCCAAUGUGGCCCUGAAGAUUAACGUGAAGGUUGGAGGGAGAAACACAGUGCUGGUUGAUGCCAUUUCUAGGCGCAUACCCCUCGUCAGUGAUCGGCCUACAAUCAUUUUUGGUGCUGACGUUACCCAUCCCCACCCUGGCGAGGACUCUAGCCCAUCCAUUGCUGCUGUUGUUGCUUCCCAAGAUUGGCCGGAAGUUACAAAAUAUGCAGGUUUGGUCUGUGCUCAAGCCCAUAGGCAAGAGUUGAUUCAAGAUUUGUAUAAAACCUGGCAAGAUCCGGUUAAAGGGACUAUGACUGGUGGCAUGAUCAAAGAACUACUUAUUUCUUUCCGUAGAGCAACUGGACAGAAGCCACAACGAAUUAUUUUCUACAGGGAUGGUGUCAGUGAAGGGCAGUUUUAUCAAGUGUUGCUUUAUGAACUCGACGCAAUCCGUAAGGCAUGUGCAUCUUUGGAACCAAACUAUCAGCCCCCUGUUACUUUUGUUGUGGUUCAGAAACGUCAUCAUACUAGGUUGUUUCCCAAUAACCAUCAGGACAGGCAUGCAGUUGAUCGAAGUGGAAAUAUACUCCCUGGUACUGUCGUAGAUUCUAAAAUCUGCCACCCUACUGAGUUUGACUUCUACCUCUGCAGCCAUGCCGGGAUACAGGGUACUAGCCGGCCAGCUCACUACCAUGUCCUAUGGGAUGAAAACAAAUUCAAUGCUGAUGCUCUUCAGUCGCUUACCAAUAACCUUUGCUACACAUAUGCAAGGUGCACACGCUCUGUUUCGAUUGUGCCUCCUGCAUAUUAUGCCCAUUUGGCCGCUUUUCGUGCACGCUUCUACAUGGAGCCGGAAACAUCGGACAGUGGGUCAAUGACAAGUGGGGCUGCUGGUCGAGGCGCAGGUCCAGGUCCAAGGAGUUCAAGGUUUCCUGGAGCAAAUGCUGCCGUUAGACCCCUUCCUCAGCUCAGGGAUAACGUGAAGAGGGUGAUGUUCUAUUGUUAA
Molecule: messenger RNA, 3318 nt
Organism: Fraxinus pennsylvanica
Lineage: Eukaryota; Viridiplantae; Streptophyta; Magnoliopsida; Lamiales; Oleaceae
Source: the annotation of a GenBank genome assembly